Messenger RNA from Coniophora puteana RWD-64-598 SS2, 829 nucleotides. RefSeq lists its product as uncharacterized. NCBI's taxonomy places the organism in Eukaryota, Fungi, Basidiomycota, Agaricomycetes, Boletales, Coniophoraceae. The annotation marks the transcript as partial. The record is from RefSeq and is a predicted model, not a curated record. The transcript is spliced from 2 exons.
GAAGUUCAAAGGCGGAGGUCACGCGCCAUUCGCCUCCGCAAACAAGCCGACGGAUCGGGUAAAGAUGCAGUUAAACUUGGUUCAAGAGACGCGGAAAGCCGUCUCUGGGCCUGUUCCGGUACAGGAGUUUAUCGAUUCCUUCCUGCCUACCGGUAGCAUUGCCACAGUCAAACCGAAGAGUUUAAAAGCGCCGUUCAGCAAGGUUGCGAAGCAGGCAAUGAACCUGGAGAAAAAGAUGUACGGACCCAUAGAGACUGCUCUAGGACCGUUUCUUCCGGGUUUCAAGGUCAAGAAGACAGCAGACCAGGUCAAUCCCAAAUGGUUUGUGCACGGUCACAACGUCAAACCUGACCUAGCUGUCUUCAACGAGACAGGAUUGAAGACUGGCCUCGAAGAUAUGGAGUUAUAUAUCGAGGUCAAACGAGACAAGAAUGAGGAUCCGUUCAAAGAUCGAUGCAAGAGCGCGUCUGGAUUCGUUCGUGAUGUUGAUAUCGGCAGGAAAACGUUAGGGCAGCUGAUUUCCUAUGCGAUCCCCCACCUCGGAGCUCAGUUUCGCUGCUUUGGAUAUUCAAUGCUGAUCGCGGGAACAUACGCUCGCCUCAUUCGGUGGGAUCGCGCGGGGGCAGUGGUAUCAGCCCGGUUCGACUAUACCAAGGAUCACAAGUUGCUUACGGAAUUCUGUUGGCGAUUCGCCCAUGCAUCCAAGGAGGAUCGCGGAAUCGACACUUCGGUGAGAAAAACGGAAAUAUCAGAAUUCGAGCAAGACAAGAUACGGGAAUUCCUCGGCAUGGCAGACGGAGAGGACUUGUACGAAUAUGACGUUGUUGAC